Messenger RNA from Aphidius gifuensis, 1826 nucleotides. RefSeq names its product THAP domain-containing protein 1. Gene Ontology annotation, molecular function: sequence-specific DNA binding. The record is from RefSeq and is a predicted model, not a curated record. The transcript is spliced from 4 exons. Bases 170 to 1060 code for a protein of 296 amino acids. NCBI's taxonomy places the organism in Eukaryota, Metazoa, Arthropoda, Insecta, Hymenoptera, Braconidae.
AUCUGCAGUAUUAUUAUUAUUAUGUUUCAGUGCAUGGAACAUUGUGAAUGUUUGACAUCAAAAACUAUCAAAAAUAUUUUUAUAAAUUAUAUUGUUUAAUAAAAAAUAUCACAAAGUACAAAACAAAACAAAAACUAAUAUUCGUGCUUUAACUUAUUUCGGAUUAAAAAUGGUGGUGUAUUGUUGCGUUAAAAAUUGUAAAAAUGAUUGGAUUCCAAAUUCUAACCUCACAUUUCACAGGUUUCCAUGGUCAAAUCCAUCACUACUAAAUGCUUGGGUUAAUGUUAUGCCACUUAGGAAUAACAAUAUCAACAAAAGUUCACGCAUUUGUAGUGAUCAUUUUACUGAAAAUGAUUAUGAAAAUAAUGGAAGAAUUUACAGACGCCUAAAAAAAAAUGCUGUACCACAAAUUUUUCCAUGUUAUGACCUGUCAAACGCACUAUCUGAUUCUUCUCAUGACAAUGUCACCAAUAAUUCAACUCAGAACAUCCUCACUAACUUGUCACCACUUUGUGAAGGUUCACAACAUUCUCUAACUCCUUUAACAAAUAAUAUACUUCACGAGCAUAGUAACGAUUCAUCUUCAGCAAAAAACAUGGAAACACUCAACACUGAUGAACAAAGAACUGAAAGCACAAACAACAAAAUUUUAGAAGAGAAAGAAACUUCUUAUCGAAGAAGAAUUAAAACUCUUCAGAGAAGACUACAACGUAAUCAUCAAAAACUUGAAAAAAUGUCUAAUGUUAUUAAAUUACUGAGAAGUGAAGGUAAUUGUACAGAAAAAUUAGAAAAAGAACUUCAAAAAAGAUUCUCUAAUGAAGUAUUAGAACUUUUUUUAAAUUUAAAGAAUAACCAAGAUAAACCAAAAAAAGGCUAUCGGUAUACAGAAAAAAUGAAAGAAUUUGCUAACACGAUUUAUUUCUAUUCACCUCAAGCAUAUAAAUCAUUACAAAAAAAAUUAUGUCUUCCUGAUAAAACAACAUUACAAAAGUGUAUAAAUGCUACAUCCCUAGCGGAUGGCUCGACUCUCCAAUGUAGCACUCAGUCGACAGCGAAUUGACAGCCAUUCGACAGCAUAUAUAAAACGUAAUUCACGAGCACCGGAUAAUCGAAAUGAGUUGGAAAAAUAUGAAAUAAAUAUAAGAUUAUAAACAAUAACUUAAACUGACUGAAACCUUGAUUAGUACAUGUAUUUAAUAUUAAAUAAGAGAUUAAAUUAUACACGGUAGAGAGGUUAGAUUGACAUGAUUCGCAUUUCUACUGGAGUCAGAAAGCUGUCGAGCCUCAGACCAUUAAUCGGUAAUUGACUCGGUCAUUAUUACCGAGAUAUUUUGUCACUAAAUCGACAGGCUUUCGACACCGAAUUGAGAGCUGUCUAAUUUAUGCAUUUUUCAUUGUUUUAAAUUGUUUAAACAUUAUAAUAGACUUUAUUAAUGAUAGAUUAGUAUUUUUCUAUAUAAAAAUUAAUAAAAAAUAUAAAAAAACUUGUAAAAAUUAAAAAAAAAAAAUUUUUUUUUUUGUUUAUAAUUUUUAAAUUAAUUGUUAAUAACAAUUGCAUGUAAAAAACAUAAUAAAACAGUAUAAUUAAGCAUUUAAAGUAUAAACAAUCGCCAAAAUAAUAUUUUUUCAAUUUUAUAUCACUAUAUGCCAGUUGACAUAUAGCUGGAAAUAUUGUUAGAAAAUUUAUUAAUAAAUGUAAUUGUUCUUUCUGUCAUGACAGUUCUAUCAGAAUUAAAUAAUGAGCAUAAUUAUACAGUUCCUGAUUUAAAUCAAUACAAAUCAUUCACAUGUUUUGUUGAUAGAGGAGGACUGUGUAUACCAUCUAA